AUGUCUGCUUCUACUUCGGUGAACAUUCCCUGGAUAUUGGGCACGAUAGAAAUUGGUGUCAUUCUGAAUACGUUCCUGUUGGGCGUCGUGACCAUUCAGAUGUUCAGCUAUUAUUCUGCGCGUUUCAAUGAUCCUUCUCAUGAAAUUUACCAGUGGCGAAUUCACAUACUUCUGUGGUGGGUUUAUACCCUUGACCUCGCCUACUCCAUGAUAGCUGUGGAGAUGUUGUGGGUGUACACUGUGUCUGGCUUUGGGGACCUCACGGUUCUAGCGUCAGGUCGGUGGGAGUACUUCGUGCUACCGGUCUUUAUUUCAGCUGCGUCUGUACCCAUCCAGUUCUUCUUGGCUUACCGGGUGAAAAAGCUCCUGGCUGGCAAACUUGCUCUACCUGCGUUUAUGGGCAUCGCUUUGAUGUCUACAUGCCAGGGUGUCAUUGCUCUAUACAUGACUAUUGCAGCGUUUACAACCGUCUUUGAUGCUGCGGGGAAUGUAAAAUUCCGACUGAGUAUGAGCUAUCCCUCUAGCCUCGCAUCAUUCACGAAAAUUGGGCAAUCAUACACAGCUAUCAGUCUCUGUACAGAUGUGCUUAUAACCGGAUCGCUAACAGCGACUCUACUGUCGAAGAGAACUGGAUUCAAAACUACUGACAACAUCGUACUUCGAAUUAUCUUGACAUCCAUCGAGACCGCCAUACCAGUGACCAUAUUUGGAGUAAGCCCACUACAAUUUCCAAGUCGAGGUGCCCUAGGAUUCUCACCACCUUUCCGCAGAUCGGCCAUUUGGUCGCAGUCGUAUGCUUCUUCGGUUGAUAUAUUAGCCGCUCGUCUCAUGUUCCCGCAGAAUACAGGAUCAACUAGUGGCAUUGCUGAAACUUUCGUCAUUCCAGUUGCUCGCCUUUACACCAAUACUCUCUUAGUUACGCUGAACCAGAGGGCGCAGGUUCGUGCUCAGCUCAGUAGCACCUCUCACAAUUCUGGAAACAACGCCAACCUCAUCGACAGCGCCUUCAACCGCGCGCGAGGUGCCCAGGUUCGGAUUCAAGUCGAGGAGGGUAUCGUGAUGAAGGACUUUCAGUUGUCCAAAGGCGAAGUCCCUGGUGUAGGUGGUAGCCACGGUAGUCACGGUGAUCUUAAAAUCGACGCUAUUUAA
Molecule: messenger RNA, 1149 nt
Organism: Guyanagaster necrorhizus
Lineage: Eukaryota; Fungi; Basidiomycota; Agaricomycetes; Agaricales; Physalacriaceae
Exons: 14
Coding region: 1-1149 (382 amino acids)
Source: RefSeq, a predicted model, not a curated record